AUGGUUGGUUUUGUACGAUCAACAUCAAGUUUAAAUUCAUCUGAUACACUUGAAAAAAGUAUUGGAAGUCUUGAUAAAAUGAAUCAAUUACGGCCAGAUGAUCGAACAUUAGAAGAUUUAUUUCAAAAAACAAUCGCAGCCAUGGAUUUACCACCGGAUAAAAUGAAAAUGUUACGUGAAUUUCCAGCUGAAAAGAAAUGGGAUAUUAUACGAGAUCGAGAUCAAGUUAUUGCUAAACAUCCACCUGAAUAUUAUAUUGAUGGUUUACAAACAUAUAUACGUGGUGCUAAUCUUGUUGAAAAAGCAGCAACUUUAAAAAAAAAACAACCAAUUGAACUUUCAACUCAAUUACUUUCAAGUUUAGAAAUUUCAUUACGUACAAAUAAUAUUGGAUGGGUACAUGAUUUUCUUAAUCAAUCAAAUAAAGGUCUUGAUGUUUUACUUGAUUAUUUAAAAACAUCAUUAGAAUUAAUGCGCGAAGUUGAAACAUCAAAUGAAUUAAAUAUUUCAUCAACAAUAAAUGGAAAUAAUCAUUAUACAGAUGAAAAUUCAAUAACAACAUUUAAACGAACAACAUUAGCUCGUUCGGAUGCUAAACGUUUACAUCGGAAAAUAAAAAAAUAUCAAAUUGGUGAAGCUACUGAUGAUGUUAGAUUAUGUAUUAUGUGUCUUCGAGCUAUUAUGAAUAAUCAAAAUGGUUUUAAUCUUGUUAUUCAACAUCCAUCUGCUCUAAAUUAUAUCACACUUAGUUUACAACAUAAAAAUUAUCGAUGCAAAGCAUUAAUUUUAGAAUUACUUGCUGCUGUAUGUUUAGUUGAAUUAGGUCAUGAGGUUAUCUUAGCAGCAUUUGAUAAUUUUCGUAUUGAAUGUCAAGAAAAACAUCGUUUUGAAAUUUUAAUGAAAUCAUUUACACAACCAUCAGAAUUUAAUGUUGAUUACAUGGUUGCUUGUAUGCAAUUUAUAAAUAUAAUUGUACAUUCAGUACAAGAUAUGAAUUAUCGUGUAUAUUUACAAGAAGAAUUUAAAUUACUUGGUCUUGAUGAAUGUCUUAAAAAAUAUUUGGAAGUUCAUAGUGAAUGUGAUUUAUUUAUAUUACAAAUUCAUGCUUUUCUUGAUAAUUAUUUUGAUGUUGGACAAUUACUUGAAGAUUCUGAAACAAAACAACAAGCUAUAGCUAAAGUAUCAGAAUUAGAAGAACAAUUAGGAAUUGUUAAUGAACGAAUGCAAGAACUUGAAAGUGGAAAUUUAAGUAAAAUUGCUGAACUGCAAAAAGCAUUAUCUUUCGCAGAAGAACAAAUGGAAAAUGCGAAGAAAGAACGUGAUGAUAUUUCACAUACGUUGAAUACAUUAAGACAAUGUCAGCAAGAACGAGGAUCCCUGAAUGGUUCAUCAUCAUCAAUAUCAUCAGCUCCACCUGGUGCACCUACAAGUGGAUCAAAUUAUUUAAACAAUAAGACAUCUACGAUAUCCAUUGUACCUCCUCCUCCCCCUCCGCCACCACCACCACCACCUCCAAAUUUUAUCCCACCACCUCCACCACCAGGGCCGCCUCCUCCAAUGUUUGGUAUUCCACCGCCACCCCCCGGUAUGCUUGACCCACCACCUGGAUCAAUGACAAUAAAAAAGAAAAUUGAAACAAAAUAUAAAUUACCUAAUCUUAAUUGGACCUCAUUAAAACCAGGACAAGUUCGUGGAACUGUAUUUUCUGAACUUGAUGAUGAAAAAUAUUUUAAAUUAAUUGAUUUUGAUACAUUCGAAGAAUUAUUUAAAACCGGUUCUGGUUUACCAGUUAAUCAAGCAAAUGUUAGUCCAUAUUUAAAACAAAAAUUUGUUAAAAUUCCAGAAAGUUUAACAUUACUUGAUCCACAAAGACAACGAAAUUUAGCUAUUGCUCGACGAAAACUUGAUCUUGAUGUGAAUACAAUAAUACGUGCAUUGAAUAAUCUUGAUUUAAAAAUUUUGACUACAGAUGCAAUUGAUAUAUUACAACAUUUUAUUCCAACUGAAUCUGAAAUAAAAGCAUUUACAUCCUAUUUAGCUGAUGGAAAAUCAGUAUUGAAUUUAUCUGAUGAAGAUCGAUUUUUAUAUGGACUUUCUAAAAUAGAAAGAUUAGCACAAAAAUUAAAUGUUGUUUCAUUUAUGGCUAAUUUUAAUGAUAUUAAUGAAAGUUUAACACCACAAUUAAAAGCAAUUAUAACAGCAUCAACAACAUUAAAAAAUAGUUCAAGAUUUAAAAAACUUCUUGAGAUUGUACUUGCUUUUGGUAAUUAUAUGAACAGUAGUAAACGUGGUCCAGCUUAUGGAUUCAAAUUAGCAAGUUUAGAAAUUCUAUCGGAUACAAGAACACAUGAUAAACGUUUAACAUUACUUCAUUAUAUUGUUCAAACAGUCGAAGAACGUUUUCCUGAUAUAUCACAUUUUGAUAUGGAACUUAAAUCAGCUGAAAAAGCUGCACAAUUAUCUUUGGAAAAUAUUCAAACUGAUGUUCAAGAUUUAACACGCGGUUUAGAUAAUGCAAAAAAAGAACUUGUUAUUCGACAAACAAUGAAAAAUGUGGAAACAAAUCCAUUAGAAGAUUUUCUUAAUAUUGCACAAGAUAAAAUUGAUCGAUUAAUUAAAGAUGCUAAAUUAGCACAAGAUUCAUUUAAUCAAUGUGUAGAAUAUUUUGGUGAAACACCACGUACACAAAAUCCAUCGAAUUUUUUCUCUGUUUUUGUUAAAUUUCAACGAGCAUAUCAACAAGCACGCAUUGAUAAUGAAGAACGAACACGUGUAGCUCGUGAAGCUGCUUUAUCUAUUGAUAAACCAAUUAAUAAACGACCAAUUAAUAAACGUUCACAGGAAGAAUUAUUGAAUGAACUAAAAGGACGUAAAGAAGCUAUAAAAGAUCAUAAAUUAAUCAAGCGUGAAGCGUUAACAGAUGGUACUAUUGAAACUUUAUUAGAUGAUUUGAAGAAAGCACCGUAUUUACGUGCUGAUGCUGCUCGUCGAAAUCGUCGUAAAACACAAGAAUUAAUGAAACAAAUCAGUCGUGAUGUUCUUGCCGGAGUUACAAAUGGAACAAAUACGAACUCUAAUAAUACACCUAAUGUUCAUUUUUAA
Messenger RNA from Rotaria sordida, 3102 nucleotides. NCBI's taxonomy places the organism in Eukaryota, Metazoa, Rotifera, Eurotatoria, Philodinida, Philodinidae. The record is from the annotation of a GenBank genome assembly.